AUGUUGUCUGGGCAAUGCCUGUCCCAUAUUUGCCAAAAUAUUCAAAGGUGGACGAACAGGCCUUCAAACCGUUAUCAAUUCCUCUAUGCGUUUGAUAUUCGGUCUUUCAGUUUGCUUAUUUUCUUCUAGCUUUUGUUUCCAAUGUUAUCUUGGUGAGUUAGUAUUACCUUCACGGAAAAAAAUGGUUAAAAGGAUCCAAGCUUUGGUACAACCGAGUGGAAACUGGACAUAUAGUUGAAGCGAAUUGCGAUUACGACGUGGUAUACUGCUACAAGUAUGUCUUUUUUUCUGGUUUUAUUUUUUUUAUUCAUGAAAAAAAAUUUUUCUCGUUAAAGCCAUUGAAGCACGAGGUUGUUCUUUUAGGAAAGUUGGUCUGACGAAAGUAAAUUCUUCCGGGAAAGGGCGGCUGUCUUCGUACUCUUGUGGUUCGUUGGCCAUGUGCGCGGUAGGUCCACGUGAGAGAAAGUUCAUGAAAAGUGCAGCAAAUCGGGUGCACUCGUGGGCCUGGAGACGUCGUCGAGUGCUGCUGUGGCAGCGAGCUCUGCAAUAUCGCAAAUCCGACCGUUCUAUUACUUCCUGUUGUUGUUUUUGGUUUUGCAGCUUUUUAA
Molecule: messenger RNA, 608 nt
Organism: Caenorhabditis auriculariae
Lineage: Eukaryota; Metazoa; Nematoda; Chromadorea; Rhabditida; Rhabditidae
Source: the annotation of a GenBank genome assembly